This is a messenger RNA of Periconia digitata, 1075 nucleotides long. The record is from the annotation of a GenBank genome assembly. Lineage: Eukaryota; Fungi; Ascomycota; Dothideomycetes; Pleosporales; Periconiaceae.
UCGCUUCCUCGAACUUUGUGCAUUCUAGACUAUGAGAAGCGUACUAAAACUCAGAACUCGGGCAGCUGGACACACACGUUCAAACCUUGUAUGACGUUACGUGCAAGAAGAAGCAGAAAAAGACCAAUGCUCGCGCUUGGCGCCACAUCAUCUUUUGCAGUUUAUACGCCAUAGGGAGUUGAUAUUGAUUGACCGGCUUUAUAGGAUCCCGACCACAAGACCGAAAAGCGCAUUCCCUUCGUACUACCAUACCAGUGAAUUUAUAAUGGCAACUUCUCGACAAAUUGACCGCCGUGCUUCGAAGCCUCGUACAAGGGAUAUGAGGAUCCUCGCCUUGGGAUUCAGUCGAACUGGCACAAUCUCGCUCAAAAUUGCAUUAGAAAAGUUGGGAUAUCACCCAUAUCAUGGCUCAAUAGCUAUUCGAAGUUGGAAAGAUGAUCAUUGGAUUUUAUGGGAGGAGGCUCUUCGUGCGAAAUUUCUCGGCGAUGGGGAGCCUUAUGGAAGAGAAGAGUUCGAUAAGUUUCUGGGUGACUAUGAUGUGCUCGAGGAUGUACCCAGCAUUCUAUUUGCGGAAGAAUUGAUGGAAGCAUAUCCGGACGCGAAAGUCAUUUUGACUACCAGGUCGGUAGCUUCCUGGCUGAGAAGCAUGAGCAAUACCGUUCUGAAGAUUUUCGAAUGGAAAACUUUGCCUUAUGUUGCAUCAGUCGAUCGUAAACUGUUCGGCCCAUUAACUAGAUCCUUGUCCAUUAUCUUGAGGCAUUGGGGUAACGGCGACCCUUUAGAUGGUGCUGCCCUUCAGCAGGCGUACAUCAACCACUAUGCGUACGUUCGCUCUGUAGUCCCCUCUUCCAAUCUGUUGGAGUUUGAAAGCAAGCAAGGCUGGGAGCCUCUGUGUAGGUUUCUCGGCAAGGACAUACCGAAUGAAGAUUACCCGCGCACAAACGAUUCUGCGGACAUGGUGAAAAAAUUCGGAAUACUUUAUUGGCGUGCAUUGGCGAGGGUCAGCCUCAUACCAUUGAGUGGUCUUUUGGUGCUUGCAUUGGCUAUAUCGAAGGGACCAAGUGUGUACACCUAA